AUGACUUUCUCCGCUGCUGAGAAGGCUGCACUUGUGGCCAUUUGGGGUAAAGCCUCCGGAAAUGUGAAUGCGCUUGGUGCUGAAGCUUUGGAAAGGAUGUUUCUGAGCUUCCCUCAGACCAAGACUUAUUUCAACCACUUUGAUCUGAGCCACGGAUCUGCUGAUCUCCAGUCCCAUGGGGGUAAGGUCCUCUCUGCCCUUGGAGAUGCUGCUAAGCAUCUGGACAACUUAGAAGGAGCCCUGUCCAAGCUGAGCGACCUGCAUGCAUACAACCUGAGAGUGGACCCAGGAAACUUCAAGCUGCUCUCUCACUCCAUCCUGGUUGUUCUGGCUGCUCACUUCCCGGCUGACUUUGAUGCAACCGCCCAUGCUGCCUGGGACAAGUUCAUCGCUGCUGUGUCCACUGUUCUUACCUCCAAAUACAGAUAAUCCCAAUGCUUGUAGCUUCUGUCUCUUGUAUGAUGUAAGAGAUGUCA
This is a messenger RNA of Pseudophryne corroboree (corroboree frog), 476 nucleotides long. RefSeq names its product hemoglobin subunit alpha-3-like. Gene Ontology annotation, biological process: oxygen transport; hydrogen peroxide catabolic process. Lineage: Eukaryota; Metazoa; Chordata; Amphibia; Anura; Myobatrachidae. Gene Ontology annotation, molecular function: iron ion binding; peroxidase activity; oxygen binding. The transcript has 3 exons. Gene Ontology annotation, cellular component: haptoglobin-hemoglobin complex; hemoglobin complex; blood microparticle. The record is from RefSeq and is a predicted model, not a curated record. The coding region runs from base 1 to 429 and encodes 142 amino acids.